Molecule: messenger RNA, 463 nt
Organism: Racocetra fulgida
Lineage: Eukaryota; Fungi; Glomeromycota; Glomeromycetes; Diversisporales; Gigasporaceae
Source: the annotation of a GenBank genome assembly
AAAAGCAAUGGAUAACGUGAAAGAUCUGGAAAUGGAUAGCAAUAUUGCAACGGAUGAAUUGAUGGAUAUAGUAACAAGUACAGCAGGGGAUAUCAUAACUGAAACUAAUUCUUCUUCUCCUUCUAUAUCCGCUAUAACUAAUGACGACGAAAUAAUAAGCAGAGAUGAUGGUACCGAAUUUGAAAUAAGUUACAAAUUAAUUAUCAAAACUGUGGAAGGAACUUCAUUGCCGAGCAAAUGGUUUAAAGAAUCGGUAUCAACUAUAGAUGGAUUUCUUUUAUCAAUUCAUAAUAAAACUAUUAUGUUGAUAAAAGAUAAUACUCUCUUGCCGACUGAUUAUAGUGUAGCGUUUAAAACACAGAAGAAAGCUGGCGCUGGUACCCAAUUAACUGAUACACAAGAUUUUAUAAAAUUUAAGGCUGAAUAUUUAAAAAUCUACAAACAAUUACAAAAACAGCAAUAG